AUGACUGAUUCCGCAGACCAAAUUGACGCGGAGCAUGGCGUGGAGUGGCCAUUGCUACCGGUCAAUCAGCCUUGCAAACUAGACUCUAUUUCAGUGAGCAGCGUUUGCAGGGAUAUUUCGGAUCUCAUCGUUGCGCACAUCAGUUCUGAUGAUGAGGCCCCCAUUAACACUCAAGAUGUUCAUACUAUCUCCCAGGCUCUUAAAGAUAUCAUACAUGGCAACUAUAUGAGUGGUGCUGUAUUCUAUGCUCUUUUGGCAAGCAGAAUACACUUCGCUAGUGAGGCAAAACGCGGCCCUGCUCUUGCUCAGUUAUUGCAACUCAGGGCCGAAGUAUGCCAGGAAAUAGCCUCCCAGUUGCUGGAAGAUAUACCACAUGAUGAAGCCGCUCAGUAUAUUGUGUUUGCGUUCUACCCUUUUGCAGACGGGGUAGACGAUGAGACGCAGUCUGUACCGUAUUGGCUACGUGUGUCGGCACUAGAACUCGCAAUUCAUGGAGAGGCAAAAAGAUUUCUCGCUCAUCCAGUUAUGGUAUCAAUCGUGGAUGAACUUUGGAGUGGGACACUGGUAUUCGAUCCGUUUAUCUAUAAGGCUCAUCGCAUCCGAGUUCGCACCAGGCGCCAGCUGAGCGCAAUCUUGUAUGCCCGCAAAGGUAUUCUUGGUCGUUACAGUCCCGAGCAUAUAUCCAUUUUCAAACCAUCAAGAUUGAGAGUACCUUGCUACCGUCAUUAUUUAAAAAUUGGAUCUGUGUUGGUGCUUGUCGCCUUGUAUUUGAAGCUCAUCUUUAACUGGCGUUCAGAACCAUCGUUCAACGAGGCUGUGUUUUCAUUAUGGGCUGUUGGCUUUGUUUUAGAUGAAUUCACCAAUAUCAAAUACAUUGGUUGGAGGUUGUACUCUCUGUCCCUUUGGGGUUGGUGUGACUUGUGUACAACAGCCGCAAUUUUAUGUUACUGGGUGUUCAGAUUUCUAGCCCUGCAUCUCGUUAACAACGCCACGGCUAUUGACACACUCAAUAAGUGGGCGCUCAAUGUUUUAAUUCUGGCUGCAAUAGUGCUUAUUCCAAGGGCCUCUAGUAUUCUUGAAGCCAACAAAAGCUUUGCCAGGCUAGCAAUCUCCAUGAGGAAACUUAGCAUUGACCUGAUAUACUGCGUUGUCGCAGUUGUAAUAUUUUCCAUUGGUUUUUCUGCUUCUCUCACCGCAUUUGCAAAGGGUGUUUUUCAACCCUCCGAAGUUGUUUUUUCACAACUCCAGAUUUUUUUCGGCUUUACACCUGCUGUAUGGCUGAACUGGGAAAAAUAUUCUUUCCCAGGGGCUUUGACGUUGUUCCUUUAUCUAUUUCUUGCACAAUUUGUGGUCAGCACUAUGGUCUCUGCUGCAUUGAACUCAAGAUAUCGUGAUAUAUCCGAGCACUCUCUUGAAGAGUAUCACUACCAUUGUGCUGUUCGCGUUCAAUCAAAGAUCAAGAGCGAACAUUCUAGUCUCUUUUUUUUUGCGGAACCGUUUAACACAAUCAACUGGCUCCUCUUCCCUAUCCAGUAUUUUAUUCCUAUUCAACGUUAUCUGGGGUUCACAAGGUUCAUAUUAAAGCUCACGCAUAUGCCUGUCUUCUUGUGUAUCUAUCUUUAUGAAGGAACACUUGUAAGAUUUCGAACACAUAAACAAAAGCAAGCAGAUGAGCAGCAUGAACGGCUCCAGAAUUAUUUAAAUCAGCGGGUGGGCAACAGGGCGCCCAAACCUCAUAUCCAGCGCAAAAGACGUGGUGCACAUGUUGACGUGGAGAGAUCAAUGGCACCAAGGGCCUCGAAGUUCGAUCUGGUUGAAGAAGUCCUGAGUAGUAAUGUUGAACCUGUUUCUGGUUCGAGUGUUCCUGCUUCGAGGCUGGACGUUGGGCCGAGCCCAAGUUUUGCCGUUAGAGAGCCUACUCUACGUCGUCAAUAUAACCCAAGAAAAAAUUCAGUGUUUUCACUUUCCAGAGAAUCUGAUUUGGAUACACUUCGUCUGCAGCUUCAACGGCGAAGGUUUUCGAUACCGUUCGAGCUGGACAUCGGGUCUACAGGCGAUUAUAGUGAAGCUAAUGAGUUUCUUGAUGACCUUAAGAGGCAAAACAAAAGGAUAGAGGUACUUCUUGGUUUGAUAUGUGCCAAAUUGGAUAUCGACGAAAGUCAGUACAGAUUUUGA
Messenger RNA from Wickerhamiella sorbophila, 2175 nucleotides. RefSeq names its product Calcium channel YVC1. The coding region runs from base 1 to 2175 and encodes 724 amino acids. The transcript has a single exon. Lineage: Eukaryota; Fungi; Ascomycota; Dipodascomycetes; Dipodascales; Trichomonascaceae. The record is from RefSeq and is a predicted model, not a curated record.